Messenger RNA from Ictidomys tridecemlineatus (thirteen-lined ground squirrel), 4077 nucleotides. The record is from RefSeq and is a predicted model, not a curated record. Lineage: Eukaryota; Metazoa; Chordata; Mammalia; Rodentia; Sciuridae.
AUGGAAGUGUGGAUGCAGGCCACAGCAGGACAGCAUCUGGUCCCCAAAGACAAAGCCAUGGUCCUAGAAACACUGUGUCGGGGGGGCGAGUGGGACGGCGAAGGCAGGUCAGCUCAAGCCCAGACCACCAUCAGCUCCCUGCAGCCCAGUAGAGACCUGAUGGGGUUGGAGGAGGUGUUAUCCAAAGAACAGCCAGAGAAGUCCAAGAAGAGGAAAGACUCCAGGACAGUAGGGCAGCCCGGGGAACCAAAAUACCCCAAUAGAGAAGUUCAUGCGGAAGAUGGCGACAGACUGAGGGGGCAUGGCCAGCGGGAGCCACGGGGCCGUGCCGCUGGGCGGCCGCCACAGCGGUGCGAACGAGAGGCGGAAGCGAGAAGCGCACUAAGUAAAGCCCGGUGUCCGCGUCCGGCGCCUGUGGCGCUGCCAGGAGCCAGGUGGCCCGCCCGAGCCGGAACUCCGGGAGCAGCGGGUGCGGAGCCAGAGCGGAGCCGGCCCGGGACCUGCUCCGCGAACGGCAGGAGCACAAGCGAAGCCCGAAGGGCUGGGCAAAGGACCGCCACGGGGCUGGAUGCAGCUUGCACCAAAUUGGAAUCUUUGCAGAGACUUUUCGAACCGACUACCCCAGCCCCCCCUCUGCGGCCCCCUGACUCCCCUUCCCGUGCCCGGGCCGAGUUCCCCUCCGCCAAAAAAAACUUGCUCAAAGGCCACUUUCGGAACUUCACUCUCUCCUUUUGCGACACCUACACGGUCUGGGACUUGCUGCUGGGCAUGGACCGCCCCGACAGCCUGGACUGCAGUCUGGACACCCUGCUGGGGGACCUGCUGGCUGUGAUGGCUAGCCCGGGCUCCGGGGCCUGGGAGGCAUGUAGCAACUGUAUCGAGGCAUACCAGCGACUGGACCGACAUGCUCAGGAAAAAUAUGACGAGUUCGACCUCGUGCUGCAUAAAUACUUACAGGCAGAAGAGUACUCAAUCCGGUCCUGCACGAAAGGCUGCAAGGCUGUCUACAAGGCCUGGCUGUGUUCAGAAUACUUCAGCGUGACCCAGCAGGAAUGCCAGCGCUGGGUGCCCUGCAAGCAAUACUGCCUGGAGGUGCAGACCCGGUGCCCCUUUAUCCUCCCCGACAAUGAGGAAAUGGUGUACGGAGGGCUCCCUGGCUUUAUCUGUACAGGGUUGCUGGACACUUCACCAAAGCGGCCGGAAACCAAGUGCUGUGACGUGCAGUGGGUCUCCUGUGAGUCGGAGAAGAAGAAGUUCAAGGAGUCUGAGGCCCCCAAAACCCACCACCAGCAAUUCCACCACUCCUAUUUCCACCACUACCACCAACAGUAUCACCACUACCACCCCCGCCACGAUCCCCCAGGCCGCGUUAGCCACAAGCCCUCCCUGCUGCCCGUCUCUGGGGGAUCCCGCCUCAGCCCCAGCAGGAUCCGGCUCUGUGUCCUUGUUCUCAUGCUCCUCCAUACCAUGGUGUCCUUCUCCAGCAAUCAGGGUGGUGGAGUACUGGGGCUGGAGACACUGCCUGCCCUAGAGGAGGGCCUGACACGGGAAGAGUGAAAGCAGGGAGGGAGGACAGACCUCCAUCACAUACUGACAGCAGCUCUAGCUCCCCCACUGGGGGGGAGGGAGCUCCUCCCAUGGGAGGUAUAGAACCAGGUGGGGGGCGGGGGGGAAAUGGGGGACCACACAUCCCCCCAACCUCCCCCCACCCCAAAAGCAGCUCCAACAGAAUGGCCAGAGGGCCCCAGGGAGCUGCAAAUCUCAUCUGGGAGAAAAAGAUAGGAGCAGCAGGUGCCCCCUCCCAAGCCCCAUCUGUGAGGCUUAGCAAAAAAUGGGGGGGAAUAGGGGCCAGAAUUGGCCACCCCUGCUGAGAGCCCUGACCCCAGGGAAGGAGGCUGCUCACCCAGCCUUGGCCCUGCAGGGAAUGUUGGGGGGCACAGAGGGGAAAAGGUCUUUUCCCCCCCUCCACAUUCCUUUUGUUGCCAAGAUCCUUAAUUCCCUCCUGCCCAUAUCCCUACAGGCGACGGCAGACAGUGCAUUGGCCCUCCUGCCACUACAGUGCACCUCGCCCCACAUGGGGCCACCACAGGUGAAAUACCAGGCUGGGACAUGAGGUGCACACAGUUGCAGCUAGGUUGGGGCCCCAGUUAAGCUGUGCCCCACCACCCUAGGCAAUGAGGGGUAGGAAUGGGGUAUGGAAUAAGUGGUAAAAGAGAAUGAAGAUAGGGAAGCAGGAGAGGAGAGGAGAGACACAGAGGGCCUAGAGAGAUGGCCAAAUGGGCUACUGCCAUGUGGCUUUGGGGAGGUGAGUGAUUAAUGACAAGGCAGAUACAGAACUGAUCCCCAAAUCAGAGAGAAUUGCAGAAGGAGCCCUCUGAAGAAAGAGCAUAGGAACUGAGUUGUUGGGCCAAAAAUCAGAAGGCUGAGGGCAUGUGGUAGGACUGCCGCUGUCUGAAGGGCCAUAUCUUACAGAAGGUGCACAUACUCCCAAGGGCCACUCUUGCCCUGGAGAUCUUGGCCUUAAGGCCAAAGACCUUUCAUUUCCGAUCUCCACGGGGAGGAGGGACUUGAACCCAAGUGGGUCAGGCCUGGCCUGGGUCCUCAUACUCCCCCAUCCUGUCCUAGCCCAGGCCUCCAUGAAGGAGAACCUGGAGGCCUUGCCCCAGAACUCUCCAGAGAUGAGCCUUCCCUGUCCCCACCCUGUCCCCUUCCCCAGCCUACCAAAGAGUAUUCAUCCCUUCCCAUCCCUGCCCCCAAGGGUUAUUAUCCCAAUUGUGGAACAACCAAACUCCUCCUCACCCUAUAGUGGGUCCCUUACUCCAGUCACCCCUGUCCCUUGCUGGAGAAAGUCCAGAGUAGGGGAAGAAGACCUUUUGACUAAAGAUAAUGUGCUGUUUUCCCUUGGCUAUAAGACUUGAAUGUUUAGUCAGGCUAGAGGGUUGAAUGAGAAAAGAGAUAUUGGGUUCCCUGUGGGCGCUAUUAGCCUUAUAUUGGUCAGCUGAGAGGGGAGGCUAUAUUGCCUAGGGCAUCUCAAAGCCAGUCAAAGCUGACAAAAGCCAGAGCCAGAACUCUGGGCCAGGCCAGGGCCUUCCAGUGCCAGAAAAGCCUGCAUCGUAUGAUGUGAGGCUAGUGAGUGGAGGAGAGGGGUAGCCCUGGAGCUGCAGCAGAAGAAGCUGCAGCCAAGACGAUGGGGUAUAGAGGGAGAGUUGAACUUUGUUGGCUUAGGGAUGAAUGGAAGGCCUCCCUACUAGAGAAGGAAUCAUUCAGGGGAGCCUGAGAAAUCCUUCCCUGACAGUUUUCUCAUUUCUCACAGCCCGUUCCCCCUUGCCCCAUGCCCUACCCACACACAUCCCUUUUUGGCCCUCAGCACUUUGGGCCUGGCCACAUACCCCAUCCCUACAGUGCUCUUUUCAGCUGGGGAGGGGAAGAGGUGCUGGCAUCUUUCCAGACGUGCUUAUGUAUAAGUGAAGGGGCAGGUGCUUGGGCUCCAGAGAGACCCCAGGUACUGCCUUCUAACACCUGCAUCCUCAGGAGGGGAAACGGGACUGGGCAGUAAAGGGGGCCAUAUGGCCCCAGGGAAUGGACCCUUGGAGACUCCCAUCCUCUCUUUCCCCUCACCAAGUGCCCAGGAGACCCCUGGCUCAGACCAGCCCAAGGCCUUGCCCAGUGGCAGGGGAAAGGGGCACCACGCUCCACCUCAAAGUCAUUUGACUGUCCCCAUUCACUCCACCAACCCAAUCUUCCACCACCUCUUGGGCUGCCCCUGCUGUCUAUCACAGGCAGUAGAGCUGGGCAGCUUUCUUAUGCCAUUUUCUACACUGUGCUUCAUCAGUAGGACUUUCUUGCACUAGUUCCUAUGACUGAGUCUCCAAGCUGGUUUCCUAGUAGUCCCUCCUCCCUUCCUCCCUUACCUGGCUAUGAUUCAGUUGUCUCUGCCCUUCCUUGUACCCCUGCCUCUGUGUUUCAGUGAGAGUCUCUGUAUGUGUACUGCUUUCUGUUUUGUUGCAUUGUGGGGCAGAGGCCUCUCUGCUCUUGUUUAACCCCAUAAAUAAAUGGUAAGACUUGAUGAUAACCCUC